UUCUGACUGGGAGCACAUGGAACAGUGUGAGGCUUGUCCCCUCUCGACACUGGAGGCCUCAUGGAUUUCGGCGGCCUGCACUAGCCAAGUGGGGAUGUUCUCUGGAAGGUCGCUGCUUCUUUGGGGUGUCCUACUCGGCGCUGCCCUCUCAGCGGCCCGGCCCCCUUCCACCUUGCCAGACCAAGUUGGCCCCGAGUCUAAACAAGAAAUGGAAUCGUUUUUGGCUCAUCCUGGAGACAUGAUAAUUUUACCGUGCAGGUUUCGAGAGGAUGUUCAGAGCAUCAGCUGGGUGAAAAACGGAGUUCAGCUUUCGGAGACUAACCACACUCGCAUAACAGGCGAUGCUAUCCAGAUUCUCACCGCAAGGCAGGAGGAUUCUGGGUUGUAUGCCUGUGUUACUAGUGGCCCAUUUGGAACAGAUACUGUUUUAUUCAGAGUUAAUAUAUCAGAUGCACUUCCAUCUGCCGAGGAUGAAGAUGACGACGACGAUAAUUCUUCUUCGGAAGAGAAAGCUGCAGAGAACUCCAAACCUAACCGACCUUAUUGGGCGAACCCAGAAAAAAUGGAGAAGAAGCUACAUGCUGUGCCUGCAGCCAAGACUAUAAGGUUCAGGUGCCCAGCAGGGGGCACACCACUGCCUGUUCUACGGUGGCUGAAGAAUGGCAGAGAGUUUAAACCUGAUCAUCGGAUCGGUGGCUAUAAGCUCCGCCCUCAAUCAUGGAGUCUUAUUAUGGAUUCGGUGGUCCCAUCUGAUAAGGGAAAUUACACGUGUAUUGUGGAGAACAAGUAUGGCAGCAUCAACCACACCUACCAGCUAGACGUUGUCGAACGUUCUCCACAUCGGCCAAUCCUCCAGGCCGGUCUGCCGGAAAAUAAGACAGUCAUUGUAGGAAGCAACGCGGAGUUCCACUGCAAAGUCUAUAGUGACCCUCAGCCUCACAUCCAGUGGCUUAGGCACCUUGAAAUCAAUGGGAGUAAAUUAGGAUCUGACGGCAUGCCCUACGUGGAGAUCCUAAAGACUGCAGGAGUCAACACCACCGACAAGGAAAUGGAGGUUCUCCACCUGACGAAUGUUACUUUUGAGGAUGCUGGCCAGUAUACCUGCUUGGCUGCUAAUUCCAUUGGGCACUCUUUUCAUACUGCAUGGUUGACCGUUCUUGAAGCUUCAGAGGAUAAACCAUCGCUCAUGACUACCUCCCUUCAUCUGGAGAUCAUAAUCUACUGUGCCGGAGCCGCCAUUGUGUCAGCCAUGUUGGUGACCAUCAUCAUUCUUAAGAUGAAACAUCCGUCCAAGGAGACCGAAUUUAAUAGUCAGAUGGCUGUCCACAAGCUGGCCAAGAGCAUACCCCUGCGCAGACAGGUGUCGGCAGACUCAAGUUCUUCCAUGAGCUCCGGAGUUAUAUUGGUGAGACCUUCUCGGUUGUCAUCGAGUGGUACACCUAUGCUGGCUGGGGUUUCUGAAUAUGAACUUCCGGAAGACCCCAGAUGGGAAGUUGCCAGAGACCGAUUAAGCCUUGGUAAGCCACUUGGAGAAGGCUGUUUUGGUCAAGUAGUCAUGGCAGAGGCCUUAGGUCUGGACAAGGAGAAGCCAAACAAGGUCACCAAAGUUGCAGUGAAGAUGUUAAAAUCUGACGCCAGUGAGAAGGACCUCUCAGAUCUAAUUUCGGAGAUGGAAAUGAUGAAAAUGAUAGGCAAGCACAAAAAUAUCAUUAAUCUUCUAGGAGCCUGUACACAAGAUGGUCCUUUAUAUGUGAUUGUAGAAUAUGCCUCCAAAGGGAACUUGCGGGAGUACUUGCGUGCAAGACGUCCACCAGGCAUGGAAUAUUGUUACAAUCCCAUCUGUGCUCCUGACGAACUGCUCUCCUUCAAAGACCUGGUCUCCUGCGCCUAUCAAGUAGCUCGGGGCAUGGAAUAUCUGGCUUCUAAAAAGUGUAUUCAUAGAGAUGUUGCAGCACGGAACGUUCUUGUCACAGAAGAUAAUGUGAUGAAGAUUGCCGACUUUGGCCUGGCUCGAGACAUCCACCACAUUGACUAUUACAAAAAGACAACAAAUGGUCGUUUGCCUGUAAAAUGGAUGGCUCCAGAAGCUCUAUUUGACCGAAUUUACACUCAUCAAAGUGAUGUAUGGUCAUUUGGGGUUUUACUGUGGGAAAUAUUUACCCUCGGAGGUUCUCCAUACCCUGGUGUCCCAAUGGAAGAAUUGUUCAAGUUACUGAAGGAAGGACAUCGGAUGGACAAGCCAACAAAUUGCACCAAUGAGCUAUACAUGAUGAUGAGAGAUUGCUGGCAUGCAGUUCCCAGCCAGAGACCUACCUUUGUACAACUGGUGGAAGAUUUGGACCGUAUUGUAGCUCUAAGCUCUAAUCAGGAAUAUCUCGACCUUGUCAUGCCAAUCAGUCAGUAUUCUCCAUGCUUCCCAGAUACAAGAAGCUCCACGUGUUCAUCGGGGGAAGAUUCCGUUUUUUCUCACGAUCCCUUACCAGAUGAACCUUGUCUUCCCAAAUAUGUUAAUGGUGGACUUAAAAAGCGUUGAUCACCUAAUCCUAGGUCAUCACUCCAGUUAAUGGACACUUGGUUUUAUGCAUUCCUGAAAAAAGAAAAACAUUCAACCUGCUUCUCAAUUUCCAAGACCUAAUGGACCAUUUGAGCCUGUGUCUUUAGUCUUACGUCAUGCAUUGAUGGAACUACUCAUAUUUCAGAUGUUCGGAAUGGAAAUGAGACCCAAGUAUUACUUUUAAAGAGGACCUAUCACUAAAAUUAUAACUUUUUGUUUUUGAUAGCACAUGUAAAAAUAUAUAUUUUGAAAUAUAACUUAAAAAAAAAAUAUUACCAAAACCUGAACAAAAAGCUGUAUGUUUGUCUUGAGCUGUAUGCUAAGGAGUUCCCAGCAUCCUUUGACUGGUUACAUCAUAUCGCAGAUAGCAGUGGGAAGGUAAAUUUCAGCUUCAGUAUGACUUCAGCUAGGCUAGCACCGCUGGCAUUGUAAAAUGAGUCAGGAAUGCUUUAACAAGCUACUAGGUAUAUACAUAAAGAGUAAAUAAAACUUUGAGGUUGACACUGUGCGCAGUGAUAUGGGCAGGAGCAUUCUCAGCCAAGCUUGCAGAUUUCCGGUGGGCCGUGCUGUGUGCCCUCCCAGUGGCUACUCAGCUCCUGGUAAUUUGAAUAAUUUAUUCACUGCAUUUCCCUGUUUCUAGGUUCCCUAUUGUGUAGACUUCAAAGGCUCCUUCCUGUGUAUGGAGUUAUCUCCACUAUAGUGUGAUAGAGGGUUGUCCUGUGUUCCCCCUUCAUGGUCUUACCUUUACAGUUUCCAUUUAAAGUGUCACUGUCAUUUGGAAGAACUUUUUCUGGUCUCGAUCCUUAGACCUGUUCUUCAUUUUCCGACUGGUUGCUCCAUCCGACUCAUUCCCUAUAGACUCCAAUGCAGAGAAUGAACGAAUCAGGUUUAAGUAAUAGCCAGGGAGUGAGGCGCAAUGUGCUGCACAUUUCAUUUGGCUCUAACUCACGAUUGCAGCGGUUCUUAGUUAAGGACAACAUAUCAGGUUUUUCAAAGUGACAUUGACUCUGUUUCCUGCUAUUCUACUCAUCAUUUUUUUUUUUUUGCAAAGCAAACAUUUCCUCCAGGACUUGUAUUCAAUUUGUGGGGUUGUGAAGUGUCCCAGUUUGCUAAAAUGUUGGCACAAAAAUUGUCGCAAAAGCUGACACUAAACUAUUGGUAUGGGAAUAGUAAAUCUGGGCCAUUGAGCUCUAUACAAUCUUGUGCACUGCAGCGGACUCUUCUUCAGUUGGCCACUUAUAUGCACUUUAAUAGUAUAGUUCUGCCACCUACUGACUGCUAUUCGCUCCUGCUGUGCCCUGUUUUGGAGAGAUAAGUUCCACCCAAUUACUGUGCCGUCCUUCUCAGAACUGGGAACGGUAAUCCCUUCCAUAUUGUGGUAAAGCAGGAGGAGGACGUGACAAAGCGCCCCAUUUGUCAUCCUCCACUGUGCCUGUAUAGACCUUUUGAGAACUUCAAGGAAGAGGCCUUGUCAUGUGCUCCUCUAUGUUUGGAGGAUCUUAUGGACAGCAUAGCAAAUGUUUGUGGCUUCUAAUAUUUCCACAACAGGGCACAGCGGGAGCAAAUAGCAGUCAGUAGGGGGCAUAACUAUGCUAUUACAGUGCAAAUAAUUUUUUUACAUAGUGGCCAUACCCUUUAAACUCAAUCAGUAGCUGCAAAAAGUCUCUAUGUUGUCAUGGACAUUUCCCAAUAGAAUGUGUUCCUUCACUGUCAGAUACUGUUAGUGAUGACUGAACACUGUCAGACUGAAGGGAAAACUGCAUAUGUUCCUAGGGCUGGGGGGGGAAAAAAAAGACAAAAAAGCUAUACUUGCCUACCCCUGGUCCCCCGCAGAUCCCAUUUGUCGUCUUUUGGUUCCCAGAUCUCCUGUCUUCCUGAUUUAAAAACAAGAGCUCAGCCAAUCGCUGGCCAGGACGGAAUACCACUGUGGUUAGUGAUUGGCUGAGUGGGAAGGUCCUGCAACAUAGGAGGACCAUAAGGGGAGGAAAAGAAGCUGUGGGGUAGAGGACUUUAGCUUUUUGUUCUAUUUUUCCUGGGCCCCAUCAACAUAUGAUUUUUUUUUUUUUUUUAGGAGGUUGAAAUACCCCUUUAACAGCGUUAACCCUUUUAAUAGUCUGAUAACUGAUGUGACUGCAGUAUACACAAGCUUUGGGAUACUUGAACAUACAAACUUGGAAUCUGUGGUGCGUCCUAUGCCUUAAAGGGGGUUUUCCAGGAUUAAAAAAUAUAGCUGCUUUCUUCCAAAAACUGCACCACACCUGUACUCCGGUUGUGUGUAGGUGUGAGUCGGCUUCAUUCUCUUCAAUGGAACUGAGUAUAACACACAAACUGAGGGCAACAAUGGUGCUGUUUUUUCUUGAAAGCAACAGUGUUUUUCUAAUUCUGGAUAUCCCUUCAAACUUCCAAAUUCAAAAUGGCCUCUCCAUUCAGCUGCUUCCUUGACCGUUCUCUCAUAUGGUGAUAGGUCCUCUUUAACUUAUGGCCAGUGCAAGCUUAGGACUGUCAGCAGCAGAACAUCUGAUAAUCUCAUAGGUACCGUGUUAGAUGUAUGUAUGUUUGUUUUUUUUCGUUUUUUUUUUAUGGGACAA
Hyla sarda is the source of this 5142-nucleotide messenger RNA. RefSeq names its product fibroblast growth factor receptor 1 (gene FGFR1). Bases 17 to 2533 code for a protein of 838 amino acids. Gene Ontology annotation, molecular function: fibroblast growth factor receptor activity; fibroblast growth factor binding; ATP binding. Gene Ontology annotation, biological process: positive regulation of cell population proliferation; fibroblast growth factor receptor signaling pathway; protein phosphorylation. The transcript is spliced from 18 exons. The record is from RefSeq and is a predicted model, not a curated record. Gene Ontology annotation, cellular component: signaling receptor complex; membrane. NCBI's taxonomy places the organism in Eukaryota, Metazoa, Chordata, Amphibia, Anura, Hylidae.